Cuscuta campestris is the source of this 1209-nucleotide messenger RNA. The record is from the annotation of a GenBank genome assembly. Lineage: Eukaryota; Viridiplantae; Streptophyta; Magnoliopsida; Solanales; Convolvulaceae.
UCAACUUAUUAUUACUCCCACCUUAAAUAAAUACGUACGGUGUAAAUAGAUACCCACCCGCAGAUUAAUUCGUUUCUGCACCAAAGGAGCGAAUAAAGAUUAAAAUAAAUAAAUAAAAAAAGAAGAAAGAAAUCAAAAAGAAAGAAAGAUGCUGGCGCUGCUGGGGUGUGCGGUGUCCCACGUGUCAUCGCGGUCGCCCAUCCGGACGUACAAGAAAUCCGGCAGCCUGAUGGAGGAUCUGGAGAAGUCCAUGUUCUCCGCCCGGAGCAGCGCCGCGUCGACGGGAUGUCUCAACGGCGGCGCUGACACGAAGCCUUCGUCGCAGGACCAGCAGUCGGCCGCCGCCGCAGCAAACAACAAAGUGAUGGUUGUGGUCAACCAUAGCCCGGAGGCCGAACACGCGCUGCAGUGGGCUCUCACCCACACCAUCCAAACCCACGAUGUGGUCGUUCUCCUCCACGUCACCCGACCCUGUAAACAAGGUGGGAACUCGAAUAGUGAACACAAUAAUGUGAGGGCCGGCCAUGACGUUCUCUGUAAAAUGGAGAGCAUUUGUCAAGCAAUGAGACCCGGGGUUCGGGUGAACUGUGUGCUGCAACAAGGGAAGGAGAAGGGGAGUGUGAUAGUGGAAGCAGCGAAGCAGCAGGGAGUGAGCCUGCUGGUUUUGGGCCAGAAGAGAAGAUCCAAGCUGUGGCGCCUCCGCAUGGCCUGGUCCACUCGGAGGGCCCAAUCUAAGCUCAUCAACCACUGCAUCCAUAACGCCGCCUGCAUGGCCAUCGCCGUCCGCCGCAAGAACCGGAAACACGGCGGCUAUUUGAUCACCACCAAGAGCCACAAGAACUUCUGGCUUCUGGCUUAAUAAUCUCACCGGCCUAUUCAUUCUUUCAUUCAUACAUACAUCCCUCCAUCUUUUUUGGUUUCUUUAUUGUUCUAGCUAGCCACACUUAAUGUUGCAUUUGUUUUUUUUUCCAACUUGGAACAUUAUAUAUAUGCUCAAGUAAUUAUUUUGAGACACAUUUUAGUGUCCCUUUUGUAUCAGUGUCUCCGUCCUUUAAAGAUGUUCCUAUUAUGACUUUUAGAAAAUUUAAGGGAGGAUUACUUUUGUGUUGAUCGACUUUCUAAAAAAUCCUUGAUGUGAUGGGUAAAAGUAAGAAGUGAUGAUUAGAUUAUUAGUAAAAAAAUAUGAUGUGAUAAAUAAGUUUUGAUUUA